This is a messenger RNA of Dreissena polymorpha, 776 nucleotides long. Its product is annotated as apolipoprotein D-like. The coding region runs from base 54 to 443 and encodes 129 amino acids. NCBI's taxonomy places the organism in Eukaryota, Metazoa, Mollusca, Bivalvia, Myida, Dreissenidae. Gene Ontology annotation, biological process: lipid transport; brain development; tissue regeneration. The transcript has 4 exons. Gene Ontology annotation, molecular function: lipid binding. The record is from RefSeq and is a predicted model, not a curated record.
GGUACGAGGACAGGAAGUUUUUUGCGGAGUUCCAAGCCGGCGGCACGUGUACAAUGGCAGAGUACAGUCUGAAACGCGACGGGUCUGUCAAGGUCAAAAACACCUCAUAUAGAGAAAUGUUGGGUGGUUACAACUCUAUUGUGGGACAGGCUCAGGUCUUCGACCCUCGAGAACCCGCUAAGCUGGGCGUCCGCUUCUUUCCGGGUACGCCCCUAGGAAACUACUGGGUGUUGGAGACGGAUUAUUACCAGUACUCCGUGGUCUGGUCAUGCAGGCAGCUGGAUCGCUUCUUCAAUAGCCAAAACUGCUGGAUCCUCAAAAGACGUCCCGGGCCCCUUCCGGCCCCUGUUCUUAAACGGAUCUACUCCAUGCUAAAUUUCUAUGGAAUCAACCCGGACUUCUUUAUCGUCAGUGAUCAGACCCGCUGUCCAGGCCGCUACUAGCCUCAAAUGUUCUGCAGUGUGUCUGCUGAAUAAACUUAGUAGCGCUGUGCUGUCUUGGUGUUAUUUGGAAUUCUAUUAUACUAACUGAAGUGUGAUGAUGAUAGUCGAUUGCCCACUUUUGAUGCAGUACUUGUUAGAACACGAUCUUCUUACAAAAGUUCAAAAGUCCAGUCUACAAUAAGAGAAACAGUUAGACAGUUGUCGAACAAGCUAUUUUAAAGAUUGUUUCGUGGUUCUUUUCUUUUUACUGCGCAUGAGUAUUUACCACGUGCCAAACAACAACGCCAAUUUUACUGUAUGGAACGGUAUUUAAGUUAAUAUAGGUAUCAUGUA